Brienomyrus brachyistius is the source of this 2560-nucleotide messenger RNA. Its product is annotated as protein artemis-like. Lineage: Eukaryota; Metazoa; Chordata; Actinopteri; Osteoglossiformes; Mormyridae. Bases 320 to 2065 code for a protein of 581 amino acids. Gene Ontology annotation, molecular function: 5'-3' DNA exonuclease activity; damaged DNA binding. The transcript is spliced from 14 exons. Gene Ontology annotation, biological process: double-strand break repair via nonhomologous end joining; protection from non-homologous end joining at telomere; interstrand cross-link repair. The record is from RefSeq and is a predicted model, not a curated record.
UUGUAAAUACGAUUAGACGGUAUAUUUCACGAAAUAUUUGCUCUACGUCUGAAUUUUUCCGUAGUGAAGAAACAAGUACCGUUUUUAUGUGGAAGAUCAACGACAAUGUAGUUAAGUAUAUGGUAUGAUAGCCUAUAUUUCGCGGUGAUCGUUUGCUCCGCCAGUCACCUUACAGAUCGGAGCGUCUUUUUUUGCGCGCCUCCGCGCACAGGAUGCGCGUCGCCGCUUUCAGGCGGGGGUCUCAAACACUGCAGUGCAUGGUUACGGGUCUGCAUGCAGAAGGUGAACUGACGCUGCCGGGCGAACCUCCUCCUCCGAAAUGAGCUCAUUCGCAGGCCGUAUGAGAGAGUACCCCACCAUCUCCCUGGACCGCUUUGACAAGGAGAACCUGCACGCCAGGGCGUAUUUUUUAUCGCAUUGUCAUAAAGAUCAUAUGAAGGGUCUCAAGGGACCUUUACUGAAAAGAAAGUUAAAAUUUAGUUUAACAGUGAAGCUGUACUGUUCUCCUGUAUCUAAGGAACUUUUGCUGAGUAAUCCCAAAUAUCUAUUCUGGGAGAAACACGUUGUUGCCCUCGAACUGGAAAGUCCGACUCAGAUCUCGCUGGUUGAUGAAAUCUCCGGAGAGAAAGAGGAUGUGAUGGUGACCCUGCUUCCAGCAGGGCAUUGCCCCGGCUCCGUCAUGUUCCUCGUGGAGGGUGACCGAGGCACGGUGUUGUACACAGGGGACUUCCGGCUGGCUGUGGGCGAGGUGUCCAGGAUGGAGUUCCUGCACUCUGGCAGCAGGGUGAAAGACGUCCGGACUGUUUAUCUGGAUACAACUUUCUGUGAUCCCAAGUACUUCCAAAUACCAAGCAGGGAGGACUGCUUGGAUGGCAUUAAGGAGUUAGUGAGGUCAUGGAUGUCUAUCAGCACUUACCAUGUGAUUUGGCUUAACUGCAAGGCAGCCUACGGCUAUGAAUACCUGUUCACCCACCUCAGCGAGGAAUUUGGAUGUCAGGUCCAUGUGAAUAACCUGGAGAUGUUCAGGAAAAUGCCGGAUAUCCUGUGUCACGUGACCACCAACCGAGCCACACAGAUCCACGCGUGUAGGCACCCCACGGAUGAAGAGUUCUUCAGAACCAGUCGCCUGCCAUGUGGGAUGACGGCCCCGGACGGCACCCCCCUGCACAUCGUCAGCGUCAAGCCCUCCACCAUCUGGUUUGGUGAGAGGUCCAGGAGGACCAGCGUGGUUGUGAAGUAUGGCAGAUGUGCUCCCAGGAUUCCCUGCAUCCCUCACGGUUGCUCGUUGACUAUAACAGGGAGAAGCUCCUACAGAGCCUGUUUUUCCUUCCAUUCAUCUUAUUCAGAGCUCAUUGAUUUUCUCUCGCACGUGUGCCCUAUCAAUAUCCACCCAAAUGUCAUCCCUGUGGGCAGAACUGUACAGGAAGUUAAAGACAUAUUAAAACCCAUGUGUCGGGAAUAUUCCGGAAGGACGGGGAUUAUCUACAAGCCACUCGGCAUUCUGAAGAGAGCAAGAGUGGACUAUACAGUGGAAGAUCCCGACAGUGACAGCGAGCUGUUUGAUGAUGAAGAGCUUAUGCCUUGGAGGAGGAAAUUCCCACGGACGUUUCAGCUCCUGCCUCUUGAAGCCCCAGACCCAGAGGGGGCUCCCCGCUUCGCAGGGGGCCAGCCUGACAUGCAGGAAGACCAGACACCCGUCCGUCAGACAGGGAACUACAUGGACUGCACCGAAUCUAAUGACGAUGAUGAUGACGAGCAGGAAGAGGAGGAGUUUCUGGAUCCUGCGGGUCCCAAGGGGGCGGGGCGAGAGUCGCCCAGGUGGGAGGCGUUCUUCACAGCCGAGCCGGUGAUGACGGACGAGAGCUCGGAGCCUGAGGGUAGCCAGAACAGCCGGACGCACCCAGCGGGGGAGGCGGGCUCUCUGUCGCCGAAGCUGUUCAGCGACUCAGAUGACGACUCUCCACUUGACCCCGCCCACGACUCCACCCAUAACCCCGCCCAGUCCAUCCCUGCAUCUGAUCCCAGAUCUGAAGCCGGGGGCCAGGACUCAGUGACGGAGCAGUAAGGAGCUUCACACCUGGACCACCCACUCCCCCUUGCUGCUAUUAAAGCAGCGCAGCACAAAAGCAGAGAUGCUCAGAAUUGUCAGAAUAUGGUAAGAACUGGACACUGACGGCAAAUUGCAGGAUGAAAGCGUUUGAUAUCCGAUUCACUGGGGCACAAAUGCAAACCACUGACAGACAUACUGACUGUUUGUUUUUAUCAUACCUCAUUUAUUUUACAGUGGCUGAAUAUAAUUAAACUAUUCAUAAAGAUGCUUAAUAAAGAUGCUUAAUCUUGUGAAGGGUACCAAAGCAGGCUUUUUGUAUCCAUUUUCCAAACAUUAAUAUAUUUUCAGAACAGAAAUAUGUCACAUAUUUGCCUUCUCACUGGUCUCUGUAACCUUUCGUUAUUCAUUAUUUUGCAGAUUCUGUGUCAUUCUCUGCUCUCAUUCCACAGGCUACUGUGUUUGUUUGUUUGUUUCUAUUUUUACUUCCUUCAAAUAAACUUCUUUUCAAAA